This is a messenger RNA of Sciurus carolinensis (gray squirrel), 597 nucleotides long. Its product is annotated as cytochrome c oxidase assembly factor 5. NCBI's taxonomy places the organism in Eukaryota, Metazoa, Chordata, Mammalia, Rodentia, Sciuridae. Bases 111 to 335 code for a protein of 74 amino acids. Gene Ontology annotation, biological process: mitochondrial respiratory chain complex IV assembly. Gene Ontology annotation, cellular component: mitochondrion. The record is from RefSeq and is a predicted model, not a curated record. The transcript has 3 exons.
GGAAGUUGUUGCGUUCUCUUCCGGUUUCUUCUGCUUUGGGCGUCGUUCCCACCCAGCCAGGUGUUUGAGGGUCUCGAGGGUCGAGGCCGCCGCGGGCGGGAGGCGCCAUCAUGCCCCGCUAUUACGAGGACAAGCCAGAGGGCGGCGCGUGCGCGGGCGUGAAGGAGGACCUGGGCGCAUGUCUGCUGCAGUCGGACUGUGUGCUCCAGGAAGGAAAAUCUCCUCGGCAGUGUUUGAAGGAAGGAUACUGCAAAGCUCUGAAGUAUUCCUUUUUUGAGUGUAAAAGAUCAAUGUUGGAUGCUAGAUCAAGAUUCAGAGGAAGAAAAGGAUAUUGAUACCAUUAUGUUGAAAACAAGAUGAAAACACCAGAGGAUUUUCCCACAGAAAGCCACAAGAGGAAACAUGAGCUUUGCUACAUUUGUUUGGUUGGAACAGUUCCCCUUCUAUGGAACGCUGGAGAAAAUGGAUGAAUUCUGGUUUUGAAUAAGUAUAAAGUGAAUGCCUCUCUGAAUCUAAGUUAUUUUUAGUAAGUUUAAUUGACAGUUAUAGGCCUGGAGCAUAAUGUGUUUUGAGAACUGUCCUAAAAUACAGAGAAUG